ACGGGCUACGGGCAGUUUCCGGGGCUUAUAGGAGCUGCGGGUGCGCUAGGAGAAGCCAGGAAACAGCGGAUCUUCUCCCUUUUCCUCUCCCCACCUCUUCCGUCAGUGGUAGAGCCGGUGGUGGGCACCUUCGGUCCUCGGCAACACCAAGGCGGAUGUUUCUGUAGACAUAAACUCCCAUUCUCAGCUAGAAGGUCCGUUCCGGGGUGGUGUCGGAGUGAACAGGGUGGGAAUAUAAAGGGAUGUAAAAUGGGGAGGGGUUACGUUAUAAGAGCCUUGCUGGAUCGUCGUGCCAAAUUCUGUUUCCAACCGUAGAUAAGGGGGGAAUACUUCAGGAAAGCCCUCGAGCAAGAUACCAAGGCAAUGGCGUUUUCCAGCAACUCUGAUUCAGAGCACAUGGAUAAGAUGAGUUGAAGUCAGGAAUUUUUUAUUUACCAGGGCUUGUGACUCACCUCCACUCCAUCACCUGGUCUGGCAUAGACGCGUAGGGCAAAAACUUCUCUUUGCAGUGCAUGGACGGAAAGCCAAUGCGCAGGUGUGCCAGUAAUCGAGCAGGCGAAACCGGAAUGGACGUCACAAGCCGCUGCACUCUCGGAGAUCCCAACAAGCUGCCGGAAGGGGUCCCGCAGCCCGCUCGCAUGCCUUACAUCUCGGACAAGCACCCGCGGCAGACGCUGGAGGUCAUCAACCUGCUGCGGAAGCACCGGGAGCUGUGCGAUGUGGUGUUGGUCGUGGGGGCCAAGAAGAUCUACGCCCACCGGGUGAUCCUGUCGGCCUGCAGCCCCUACUUCCGAGCCAUGUUCACAGGGGAGUUGGCGGAGAGUCGGCAGACCGAGGUGGUGAUCAGAGACAUUGACGAAAGGGCCAUGGAGCUGCUGAUUGAUUUUGCAUACACUUCUCAGAUCACGGUUGAAGAGGGGAAUGUCCAGACCUUACUGCCAGCCGCCUGCCUUCUCCAGCUAGCCGAGAUCCAGGAAGCCUGUUGUGAAUUCCUGAAAAGACAGUUGGACCCGUCCAAUUGCCUCGGCAUCCGGGCAUUUGCCGAUACCCACUCCUGCCGGGAACUGCUGAGAAUCGCUGACAAGUUCACGCAGCAUAACUUUCAAGAGGUGAUGGAGAGCGAGGAGUUCAUGCUGCUUCCGGCCAACCAGCUCAUCGACAUCAUCUCCAGCGACGAGCUGAACGUCCGGAGCGAGGAGCAGGUGUUCAACGCCGUGAUGGCUUGGGUGAAAUACAGCAUUCAGGAGAGGCGACCUCAGCUCCCCCAGGUGUUGCAACAUGUCCGGCUGCCUCUGCUCAGUCCAAAAUUCCUGGUGGGCACAGUUGGCUCAGAUCCGCUAAUUAAAAGUGAUGAAGAAUGCAGGGACCUAGUGGAUGAAGCCAAGAACUAUCUGCUGUUGCCCCAAGAGCGGCCACUGAUGCAGGGACCAAGAACUCGUCCACGCAAACCCAUCCGCUGUGGAGAAGUGCUCUUUGCAGUGGGGGGCUGGUGCAGUGGGGAUGCAAUUUCCAGCGUUGAGCGUUACGACCCUCAAACCAAUGAGUGGCGGAUGGUGGCUUCCAUGAGCAAAAGGCGGUGCGGCGUUGGCGUCAGCGUCUUGGACGACCUUCUGUAUGCAGUGGGGGGCCACGAUGGUUCCUCCUAUCUGAACAGCGUGGAACGAUAUGACCCAAAGACGAAUCAGUGGAGCAGUGACGUGGCCCCCACUAGCACCUGCAGGACCAGUGUCGGGGUGGCAGUUCUUGGUGGCUACCUGUAUGCUGUGGGUGGCCAAGACGGCGUCUCCUGCCUCAAUAUUGUUGAAAGGUAUGACCCAAAAGAGAACAAAUGGACUCGAGUGGCUUCCAUGAGUACCAGGCGCCUUGGAGUGGCUGUGGCUGUACUAGGGGGUUUCCUUUAUGCUGUCGGGGGCUCUGAUGGGACAUCUCCUCUGAACACAGUGGAACGCUACAACCCCCAGGAGAACCGUUGGCACACAAUAGCACCCAUGGGUACCCGGCGUAAGCAUCUAGGCUGUGCAGUAUACCAAGACAUGAUAUACGCAGUUGGAGGUAGAGACGAUACUACAGAACUCAGCAGCGCUGAACGCUACAACCCCAGGACCAACCAGUGGUCUCCUGUAGUGGCCAUGACAUCACGCCGUAGUGGGGUUGGUCUUGCUGUGGUGAAUGGACAGCUCAUGGCUGUGGGAGGCUUUGAUGGAACAACGUACUUGAAGACCAUUGAAGUGUUUGAUCCAGAUGCCAACACGUGGAGACUCUACGGAGGAAUGAACUACCGUCGACUUGGCGGUGGCGUAGGAGUUAUCAAAAUGACACAUUGUGAAUCCCAUAUAUGGUAAAACAACCAGUGAGAGGAAUCCCCCCCGUGUUCAUUCCUGUUGAAACUGAUCAACCUGGUGACUUCUGAGCUCUCAGAGGCUCUAGUAAAAGCAAGAUCACACUUAUAUUCUUUGCUGGUGCCUCUUCCUGUGGGAUUCUAAUGGAUGCUGAACACAUUUCCCCCUCCUCUGCUACAGAUACAGAAGACCAUGCUAACUUCUCCAGCAAACAGUCUGGAGCACGCAGUUUUCCUUGUCUGUCUCUUUUCCUCCUUCCAUCCUGGUUUAUUGAAGAAACUGGAAUUUGAUGUCAUUCUAGUAACAAACUAAUAACUCAAAGCGUACUUGAGGUCUGUCAAACACGGGCCCAUUCAGAGGUGGGCAAGGCAUCUGAUCUGAAGGUGAAUGUGUGUCAGUCACAUUCUUCUGUCAUUUAGCCCUCUUGACAGAGGGUUUAGUCACCUGUGUUCACAUCUACUCCCAUCUCAUUGAAAUGAAAAGUAGUUGCAUAAGACCUCAUUCAUUUCCACAAGGUAAGAGAAUGCUACAGGUAGGUUUUGCUUAAAUUAAAUGACCUACAGUGCUAACUGUUUUUUUUUUUUAGCCUUUUCCCAUUUAACUUUUACUGUAUGUUUUUUGGAUACUAUGAAAACCUCAUCUUUUUCAGGUUAAAUUCAAAUGGGUAGAUUCUGACUGUAUUACAUGCAGUUUUCCAGCUGAAGCUAUUUAUAAAUUCUGAUCACUGUCCGGAUUUUUGAAAGCAGAAUGAUAUUUUCCUCAUUGGAAAACUGAACACAAAAGAUUAGAAUACAUGGGAAGAGCAGAAAUGUAACAAACUCAGCACUUAGCUGUGGGGAAGUUUGGCUGCCCGAAACGUUUGACAAGAGCACACUAAUAAUGCUCUUCCUUUCAGGGAAGAUCUUUGCAUCAGUAAUGAGGCUCAUGUUCUGCAUACUUCAUAUCUUGCCAGUUUAGGGAGAACACUCCUGUAAUUAUACCCCAUGAACAUAUACUGUGAUUAAGCAGUUGUUGGGACAGAGAAGCAACAAAGUAUACUUUUAAGAAGCAGUUGACCUUUCUCUUCUGUCAUUUUAAUUCCUGUUUCAGAGCACUUUCUUACCCAUGAAGCGGUAUAUAAUUUUUGGGCUCCGGGGCAUAAUGAUACCUGCCUUAUUACACUUCUGAAAGAAGUGGUUAGAAUUAUAGUAGAAGUAUUUGCCACCUUUUUUUCUGCAGCACAGCUGUCAUUCCCUCAUUCAGUUCAAAGAAUUGCAGCCUUAAACCAUCUCCAAUCAAUUCCCCACCCCCAAAUUUAACUGUAUCACUGUUGUGGCUUGCUUGGAGAGCGAAGGGGCAAAGACUAAAUGCAUAUUAACCAGUCAUUUACGGUGGCCUGCCUGGGCCUUGAUGGGCCAUGAGUUCUCCAGGCAAAAGCAAUGCCAGUUGUUAAGACCUUCCCUAUGUAGCUUUAAAGCCUCCGCAGCUUCAGUGUAUUCGGGUAGAGAGGGUGGAAAAAAACAGUUAACAUAAGUGGCUGUUUGGGGGAAAGCUCAGAGGUGAAAGC
Molecule: messenger RNA, 3885 nt
Organism: Gekko japonicus
Lineage: Eukaryota; Metazoa; Chordata; Lepidosauria; Squamata; Gekkonidae
Gene: KLHL20
Product: kelch like family member 20
Exons: 13
Coding region: 513-2342 (609 amino acids)
Molecular function (GO): protein binding
Source: RefSeq, a predicted model, not a curated record